GAAUAUAAACUACAAAAAAAUUUCUUUCCCCCGCGAGGUUUUAUAUUUUUCCCCACGAACAGAGUCCGCUGCCGCCUUGCCGUCGCCGUGGCGAUUCAUCUGAUUUACCGAUUUUGAGUGUCACCUAAAGUGGUCAGAUUCAAAAUCCUUGUAUCAACUACUGAAUCACCACUAUCUACUCUCAAUCCAAGUUAACACCCGGCGGCGGGAAACCUAACUGCCUCUCCCUUUAUCCUCCGCGUCCAUUGAUUUUAGUUUUAGCACGGUGUUUCUUUUGAAAUCUUGAUGGGCUCAAUCUUGGGAGAUCUUGAGAAGCAGCUGCUGAUACUAUAUGCCUCACAGACUGGAAAUGCAAUCGAUGCUGCUGAGCGACUUGGCCGUGAAGCUGAGCGUCGUGGCUGCCCCUCUGUUUCUGUUCUCUCCAUUGAUGAAUUUCAACCUAGCGACUUGCCCGAUAAUGAGGUGGUGAUUUUUGUGGUGUCCACCACUGGACAAGGAGACAACCCAGACUCCAUGAAGAUUUUUUGGAGGUUCUUAUUGCAAAAGAAUCUGACGAGAGAAUGGCUAAAAGGAGUUAACUAUGCAGUGUUUGGUUUAGGGGAUUCGAGCUACCAAAAGUAUAAUUUUGUGGCAAAGAAGCUAGAUAAGCGGCUAUCAGAUCUUGGUGGAACAGCAAUUGUUGAAAGAGGACUGGGAGAUGAUCAGCAUCCUUCAGGGUAUGAAGGAGCCUUAGAUCCCUGGAUGUCGGCUUUGUUUAAUACAUUGUAUCAAAAGAUUCCCAAAUUACUUCCAAAUGGCCCUGAUUUUGUGACCCGUGACACUAUUUCAAUUGAUCUGCCAAAGGUGCAAAUUUUGUAUCAUGACGCUGAAGAAGCUAUGCACCCUUUUUCGACUUCUGCAGAUUUAAAGUAUAACGGGAUUCAAAUUGAAAGUGCUCGCAUGAUGACCCCUGGGAAACUUUCUGGCAAAAAUAGACCUGAUUGUUUCCUCAGAAUGACCAAGAAUCAUCGAUUGAGUAGGGAGAACUGUGGGAAGGACGUACGUCACUUUGAAUUUGAAGCACUUUCCUCUUCAAUAGAUUAUGAAGUGGGCGAUGUUCUUGAAAUUCUUCCUGGACAAAGCCCAGCUGCCGUUGAUGCUUUUAUAAAACGUUGUAAUCUCAACCCUGAAUCAUACAUAAUUGUUCAGCCUAGAGAUAAGAAGAAUCUUGGUUCUUCGAAUCAUUCUUUGUUCCCAGUGAAAAUAAAGUCCUUCAUCGAGUUAACAAUGGAUGUGGCCUCUGCUUCUCCGAGGCGCUAUUUCUUUGAGAUAAUGAGCCAUUUCGCCACUGCUGAACACGAAAAGGAAAGGCUCCAAUACUUUGCCUCUCCCGAAGGAAGAGAUGACUUAUACCAAUACAACCAGAAAGAACGAAGAACUGUCUUGGAGGUACUCGAGGAUUUUCCCUCCGUGCAAAUGCCGUUUGAGUGGCUGGUCCAGCUGGUUCCUCCAUUGAAGCCGCGGGCUUUCUCCAUUGCUUCUUCUCUCUCUGCCCAUCCAAACCAGGUCCACUUGACCGUCAGUGUUGUCUCUUGGACAACUCCCUACAAGCGAAUACGGACAGGCCUUUGCUCAUCAUGGCUUGCUAGCAUUGAUCCUCAGCAGGGCAUCAACAUCCCGGCAUGGUUUAGCAGAGGCUCUCUCCCUCGACCCCCUCCAUCCCUCCCUCUUAUCCUAGUCGGGCCUGGGACUGGGUGUGCCCCAUUCCGUGGAUUUUUGGAGGAAAGGGCGAUACAGAGCAACACAGUCCCGACUGCCCCGGUCCUCUUUUUUUUCGGAUGUAGAAGUGAGAAAGAUGACUUUCUGUACCGGGAAUUCUUGCUCUCCCUCGCAGAGAGGGAUGGGGUGCUCUCAGAAUCGAAGGGCGGAGGACUCUUUGUCGCCUUUUCGAGGGAUCAGCCGCGGAAAGUGUACGUGCAGCAUAGAAUUCGGGAGCAGAGCAGAAAGGUUUGGGAUUUACUUGCUCAGGGUGCUGCUGUUUUUGUCGCUGGAUCUGCUAAUAAGAUGCCGGCGGAUGUGCUGGCGGCAUUUGAGGAGGUGGUGGAAAGGGAAGCCGGGGUUGCGAGGGAGGCGGCGCUCCGGUGGAUUCGGACGCUGGAAAAGGCUGGUAAGUAUCAUGUUGAAGCAUGGUCCUAGAGCCUAUCUUUGCCUCAUCCUGCUUUUGUCCUAUGGGAAAAAAAAAAAUUUAAAAUUUUUUAGAGAUUAAUUUAGUUUUAAAUAUAGAUAUUUAUUAUUAUUGUAAUUUUAAGUAAUUUAAACAUGAAAUUGUUUUAUGCAUUCGGGAUUUUUGGGUGGCCCUUCGUA
This is a messenger RNA of Andrographis paniculata, 2343 nucleotides long. Its product is annotated as NADPH-dependent diflavin oxidoreductase 1. Gene Ontology annotation, cellular component: cytosol. Gene Ontology annotation, molecular function: FMN binding; NADPH-hemoprotein reductase activity; flavin adenine dinucleotide binding. The transcript has 13 exons. The coding region runs from base 286 to 2175 and encodes 629 amino acids. NCBI's taxonomy places the organism in Eukaryota, Viridiplantae, Streptophyta, Magnoliopsida, Lamiales, Acanthaceae. The record is from RefSeq and is a predicted model, not a curated record.